Striga asiatica is the source of this 2222-nucleotide messenger RNA. NCBI's taxonomy places the organism in Eukaryota, Viridiplantae, Streptophyta, Magnoliopsida, Lamiales, Orobanchaceae. The record is from the annotation of a GenBank genome assembly.
AUGGGCAAUGGCUGCCUUUACAUUCUCAUCAGCACUGCCCUCCCUUCACUCCCAUCGGAUUUCCUCAAAUCGUUAUCCUUCCGGAAAUACCUUUUGCCUUCUAUUCUCGUCCCUACCCCGCCGUUAUCUCUUCCUCCGGACGCCGUAGUCUCAGAUCACCGCUCAAUCAAGCUGUCCGAUUCCGAGCUGGUGGAGGUAUCUUUCGCUUCCGACGGAAUAUUACCCUCCGGUGCCGGCGUCUACGCCGUCUACGAUGGCGACGGCGAGCUUCAGUUCGUCGGCAUAACGCGGAACCUCGCAGACAGUGUCCUCACUUGUAAGAAAUCGGUGCCGGAGCUCUGUUUCUCCGUGAAGGUUGGGGAGGUAGAGGACCCCGACAAAAGCGCGCUAACCGAAGCAUGGAAAUCGUGGGUGCAAGAGCACAUAGCCUCAACGGGCAAAUUCCCACCUGGAAACGAACCCGGAAACUCAACAUGGGUCAGAAAUGCCCCACAUAAAAAGGCCAUCCUCGAGGGCCAAGGGGUGGAUUACGAUAGUGUGGACGUGCUUGACGAGGAGCAUAACCGAGGGCUUGAGGAGACUUUGAAGAGGCACGGCGCCAAGGUCUGCAUAGCCGACAUCCAAGACAACUUGGGACAGAGCUUGUCCCGGGACUUGGGCCCAUACGCCUCCUUCAUCCACUGCAACGUCACUGUCGAGGAUGACAUCAGCCGGGCCGUCGACUUCGUCUCUCGACAUUUCGGGCCCCUCGACAUCAUGGUCAACAACGCGGGCAUCUCGGGCCCUCCCUGCCCGGACAUCCGUGACUGCGACCUCUCGGACGCGUGGACAGGGUUCAGGAACUUCGUUGGGGCCAAUGCGAAUCUGCAGGGCGUGGAGCUGACAGUGGAUGACGUGGCGAAUGCGGUUCUGUUCCUGGCGAGCGACGAGGCGAGGUAUGUGAGUGGGGUCAACCUCAUGCGUAUGUUCGCACCCUAUCUGAGAAACUCCUCAUCUGGAGCUCGAUAUUCCUCUCCAAUGGCUGCUUUCACAUUCUCUUCAGCACUGGCCUCCCUUCACUCCCAUCGGAUUUUCUCAAAUUUUUCUCCUUCCGGAAAUACUUUUGCCAGUUCCUUCUAUUCUUGUCCCUACCCCACCGUUAUCUCUUCCUCCGGACGCCGUAGUCUCAGAUCUCCGCUCAAUCGUCGCUGUCCGAGCGUCGUCGUGUCGGCGCUGAAGAAGCUGUCGGAUUCCGAGGUGGUGGACGUAUCUUCCGAUUCCGAAGGAAUAUUACCCUCCGGUGCCGGCGUAUACGCCGUCUACGAUGGCAACGGGGAGCUUCAGUUCGUCGGCAUAACGCGGAACCUCGCCGCCAGUGUCCUCACUCAUAAGAAAUCGGUGCCGGAGCUCUGUUUCUCCGUGAAGGUUGCUGAAGUAGAGGACCCCGACAAAAACGCGCUAACCGAAGCAUGGAAAUCGUGGGUGCAAGAGCACAUAGCCUCAACGGGCAAAGUCCCACCUGGAAACGAACCCGGAAACUCAACAUGGGUCAAAAACGCGUCAUCACGUAAAAAGGCCGACCUGCGGCUGACCCCUGGCCGUCACGUGCAGCUAUCGGUUCCUCUGGAGAGCCUUAUCGACAGACUCGUGAAGGAAAACAAAGUGGUGGCUUUCAUCAAAGGGUCGAGAGGGGCCCCACAGUGCGGGUUUUCGCAGAGGGUUGUGGCCAUACUCGAGAGCCAAGGGGUGGAUUACGAGAGUGUGGACGUGCUUGACGAGGAGCAUAACCGAGGGGUUAGGGAGACUUUGAAGAGGUAUAGCAACUGGCCCACGUUUCCUCAGGUGUUUGUGAAUGGGGAGUUGGUCGGGGGUUGUGAUAUUUUGACGUCCAUGUAUGAGAAAGGUGAGCUGGCGGGUUUGUUCGACUAGUAGGGGAUGGAUGUGCUCGUUUUUUUCGCUUUCGCGAAUGUGUGAGGUGAGAUUUGUAGAGUGUUGGGAAUGGGUGAGCUGGCGGGUUUGGUCGAGUUGGGGAUGAAUGUGCUCGUUUUUCCUCGAAUGCGUGAGGUGAAGGUGAACUGUGUUUCAGUGGUAAUUCUUGGAUUGGCCUGUGUGCUGUGUGUGAAUUUUUUUUUUAUUUUUUUUAUUAUUAUUUUUUUUUAAGAGACUCAUUUUAGUUGAAAAUGGAGGAGUUGGAAUUGGUUAUGUUCUUUUCUUUGGUGUCACAAAUUAGCUUGCAUGUUCCU